AUGAAAUCUGUUCUGUUCACAGCUGAAGAUUCACCUACAUUCUACUUCCUCUAUGGACAUGGAGGAACAGGCAAGACUUUUCUCUACAAAACUAUUCUCGCACACCUUAAAGAAGCUGGAAAAAUAGUUCUGGUUGUUGCUUCUUCAGGAAUUGCAGCAACAUUACUUCCUGAUGCAAGUACAGCUCACUCUCGGUUUAAAAUACCACUAGAAAUCGACCAUGGUUCUUCGUGUAAUAUCAAAAAAGGUACACCAUUGGCUCAGUUGAUCAUUGAUGCAUCGCUUAUAAUAUGGGAUGAGGCCCCAAUGGUUCACAGGUUGUCUUUUGAAGCGGUAAACAGAGCUUUUUGUGAUAUUAUGGAUGUUCCUUUUAGUGGUGUUAGCUUCAAACCAUUUGGGGGAAAAGUUGUUCUUCUUGGAGGCGAUUUUCGACAAACACUUCCAGUAGUAGCUGAUGCUGGCAGAGAAGAAAGUAUCGAUUCAUCUCUUACAUGUUCCUUCCUAUGGCAACAUUGCACUAUCUUGCACUUGACGGAAAAUAUGCGUGUAGUUGCUUCCCGGGAAAGCGAGAGGUCAGCUUUUAGUGGCAUGACCUUUACAGAAUGGACUCUUGCUGUAGGGAAUGGGACUGUGCCAGGGAAAUCAUUUCCCUCUAACCAAUCUGCCGAUUGGAUAGAGAUUCCUGAAUCGUUACUACUUCCUUUUACUGAAGAUCCUAUUCGUACAAUUUGUUCUACAGUGUAUCCUGAUUUUGCUCAGCGGUACCACAACGUGUCGUAUCUGACUGAAAGAUCCAUUAUUACACCAACAAAUAAGAAUGUCACGGAGAUAAACACUCAUAUGCUUGCUCUUAUUCCAGGAAUGCCACGCACAUAUUUUAGUGGUGACAGUCUACAUACAGAUGCAAGCGAUCCAGACCGACUUGAAGCAGAAUAUCCCACUGAAUUCCUCAACUCCCUCUCUUUCAAUGGCUGUCCAGAACAUCAAAUUGAUCUGAAGGUAUUUUCUCCAAUAAUGCUGUUGAGGAAUUUAAACCCAUCCAUUGGUCUUUGUAAUGGUACACGCUUGAUGGUGCUUUACUUGGGCCAUUAUGUUAUCAAGGGAAUGAUAAUGGGAGGCACAUUCAAUGGUAGGACUGUGGCAAUUCCAAGAAUUGUGCUCAGUAUCAAUGAUUACCGCUGGCCAUUUGUUCUUAAACGACGCCAGUUUCCAGUACGGUUGUGCUAUGCCAUGACAAUCAACAAGAGCCAGGGCCAGACCCUGUUAAAUGUUGGUGUCUAUCUGCCAAAACCAGUAUUCAGCCAUGGCCAACUUUUUGUCGCUGUUUCUCGGGUUAGAACAGCAGAUGGUCUUCGAUUCCUUAUCGUAAAUGAAGAUGCCAUCCCCUCCAACUAUACCCGGAAUAUUGUUUACCAGGAAGCAUUCGUUAACUUUCAGAACCCGUCUUCCUAG
Linum tenue is the source of this 1452-nucleotide messenger RNA. Lineage: Eukaryota; Viridiplantae; Streptophyta; Magnoliopsida; Malpighiales; Linaceae. The record is from the annotation of a GenBank genome assembly.